This is a messenger RNA of Trichoplusia ni (cabbage looper), 1147 nucleotides long. RefSeq names its product sulfotransferase family cytosolic 1B member 1-like. Lineage: Eukaryota; Metazoa; Arthropoda; Insecta; Lepidoptera; Noctuidae. The record is from RefSeq and is a predicted model, not a curated record. Gene Ontology annotation, molecular function: sulfotransferase activity. The transcript has 7 exons. Gene Ontology annotation, biological process: sulfation. Bases 38 to 1087 code for a protein of 349 amino acids. Gene Ontology annotation, cellular component: cytoplasm.
UGUUAUUAUCUUUUUAUUCGGUAUUUGUUCUUUGACAAUGGCGGAACAAAUUGUGCCUUUCCCGUACUCGUACUCCGAACUGGAAGGAGAAGACAAAGAGUUGGUUGAGAAGACUAUAGCAGCCAACCCCAUCGAGUACGUACGUGUGGGUCCCAAAGGCUACCUGAUCUUCAAGCCCUACUUGCGCGAUGCUGAGAACGUCUACAACAUGCCCCUCAGACCUAGCGACGUGUUUGUCGCUAGUUACCAACGAUCCGGCACGACAAUGACUCAGGAACUCGUCUGGUUGUUGUUAAAUGACUUCGAUUAUGAGAAGGCAAAGUCUAUACCACUCGUCGCCAGAUACAGUUUCUUGGAAGAAUUCAUGUUCAUUGACUAUGAAAAAAGGGAUAUUUUCAUUGCAAACAUGAAGAAGACUGAUCCGAAUUUCGACCCAUCAAAUUUAUUGAAGAUCGCGGAAAUGUUCAAAAUACCAGCGACUAAGAAACUGGCGAAGACUCCCUCACCACGCUUCAUAAAGACUCAUUUGCCGAUGUCUUUCCUGCCGCCGAAGGUCUUGGAGACCGCGAAGGUGGUGUACAUCGCGAGGGAACCCAAGGACGUGGCAGUGUCCUGUUAUCACCACAGCUUGCUUUUCAAAAUGCAGCAGUUCUCAGGAGGAUUCAAAGAGUUUUGGAACCUUUUCCACAAGGGCUUGUUCUCGUUGACACCAUUCUUUGAGCACCUGAAAGAAGCUUGGAACCUGAGACAUCACCCGAACAUGCUGUUCUUAUUCUACGAGGAUGUAACUAAAGACAUGCCCGCAGCUAUCCGCCGUAUCGGAGAGUUUUUCGGCAAAACAUUUACUAAGGAGCAAAUCGCAGGCCUCUGCGACCACCUCAACAUCAAAAACUUUAAGAACAACAAAUCGGUUAACAACGAGGAAUUGAGGGAUACUGGAAUGUUUGACGCCAACGAAACUUUUAUUAGGAAAGGUAAAUCUGGCGGUUGGCGCGACUACUUCGACGAGGAGAUGACACAGCAAGCGGAGAAAUGGAUAGCGGACAACCUGCGAGACACAGACCUGAGGUUCCCGACUCAUAAGUGAAGCAACAAAUUUGUUUAAACCUGUCUAAGUGUAUAAUAAAUAUUUUAAUGUUUUAUUGAA